CACGCCUCUCCACUAUGGGUCCAUGUCAGCCAUCAUGUAUCCUCUCAUCCUUUCUCUCGCCCUGCUCGUCCUUCCAGCCCGAACACGGGAUAUCGUCUUCCCUCCUGUUGCUGCCAUUCACAAUCCCUCUUAUCAAUAUCCUCUCGCUCACGAAGACACCAUCGAUAUUGUCACCGGCAGCCAAUUCUCCGGCUUGACUACCUUUGCCAACUUACCAUACGUCAAUUGCUUCAUUGAUGAUGACUCAACCUUCAACAACUACGACAUUGCCUUUCUAGGUGCUCCAUUCGACACUGGUGUCACAGCUCGCCCCGGAGCCCGGUUCGGACCCAAGGGUAUCCGACUCGGUUCUCGCCGUCUGGGCGGAUGGAGCAUCUACACCGGAGAGAACGUCUUCGCCAGUUGGGCCAAACUCGUUGACUGCGGAGACGCACCACUAACCUGGCUGGAUAAUACCGUGGCGUUGAAGCAGCUUGAUCUUGCACACAAGGUCGUUUCAUCCCGUCGUGCCAAUGCCACUCAUCUCAGCCAGUCUCCGCGUAUCAUCACCUUAGGUGGAGAUCAUACCACUACCUUGUCUGCCCUGCGAUCGACCUACGAGAAUUGGGGUCCUGUGUCGGUGAUACAUUUCGAUAGUCAUAUUGAUACAUGGGACCCGGAAGUCCUAGGCGGAGGAGUCUCCCACUACGCAGGCAUCAACCACGGCACAUUCCUCCAUCUCGCUCACGAAGAGGGCCUAAUCCGCAACACCUCCAUCCACGUGGGCAUCCGAGCCCCCGUAAUCCGUCCCAAAGGCGACCUCCGAAACGACCUCCGCUGCGGCUUCGAAAUCAUCACCGCCCGUGCCCUCGACCGACUCGGCGUCUCCGCCCUCGUAGAACAAAUAAAGUCCCGCGUCGGCGAAACCAAGGUCUACAUCUCAGUCGACAUCGACGUGCUAGACCCGGCCUAUGCCCCAGGUGCAACAUCCCCCCUCUAUUCUGGACUCUAUAUGCCCCACCAACGACUAAUGACACUGACUGUGGGAAUGAUAGCAACCGGAACCGCUGAACCAGGCGGCUUUACUACCCGCGAACUCCUCACCAUCCUCGACGCCCUUCGUGGAUUACCCGUUAUCGGUGCAGACGUGGUCGAGGUAGCGCCUAUUUAUGACACAGCUGGUGAGACCACGACUCUUGCUGCCGCCGAGGUAGCGCAGUCCUUGCUGGCGUUGAUGGUUGCGAGGCCGGUGGGGGAGUGAUGUGGAUGAUUGAGUAUUCUUGCAUUAUUCUUACCUUAUCCUCAAUACAAAACCCCUUCAGGAGACUCUUCCCACGUCACUGACGGCCGCAUAUAUACAUAUCCAGCUCACACCAGUAUUGACAUCUCGACUUGCUUGUAGUACAGGAAUGACCUGACGCAGGUGAUCAAGAGAUUAAUUGAAUGGUUGAAACAGCAAUGGAAGUUUGUAUCACUUCAGAAUAAC
This is a messenger RNA of Aspergillus sclerotioniger CBS 115572, 1465 nucleotides long. Its product is annotated as agmatinase. Lineage: Eukaryota; Fungi; Ascomycota; Eurotiomycetes; Eurotiales; Aspergillaceae. The record is from RefSeq and is a predicted model, not a curated record. The transcript is spliced from 7 exons. Bases 23 to 1240 code for a protein of 405 amino acids. Gene Ontology annotation, molecular function: agmatinase activity; metal ion binding.